AUGUCUUGCAAGGAACACAAGGUGGUGCAUGAGGCGCACAAUGUGGAAGCACGCAAGACGCCCGACCACUUCUAUCGGUCGCAACCCGGCCCGUCGUAUGUGCAGGAUAUAGAGCAAUAUCGGACGAUGUACCAACAGUCAAUUGAAGAUCCGGAUGCCUUUUUUGGUGAGAAGGCGCGGGAGUUCUUACACUGGGAGAAGGACUUCACGCACGUUCGGGCGGGGAGUUUGCGGACCGGGGACACGGCGUGGUUUCUCAACGGUGAGUUGAACGCAGCUUACAACUGUGUGGAUCGGCACGCGCUGGAGAAUCCAGACAAGGUGGCGAUAAUCUACGAGGCUGAUGACGAGGCUGACAACCGUGUUGUUACAUUCGGUGAGCUUCUACGGCAAGUGUCGCAGGUGGCAGGCGUGCUACAGUCGUGGGGCGUGAAGAAGGGAGAUACUGUUGCUGUCUAUAUGCCGAUGAUCCCGGAGGCGGUUGUGGCAAUGCUCGCCGUCGCCCGUUUAGGCGCCGUGCAUUCCGUGAUUUUUGCCGGAUUUUCAUCUGGGUCGCUACGUGAUCGUAUCGUGGACGCUGAAUCCAAAGUGGUAAUAACGUGCGAUGAGGGCCGCCGUGGUGGGAAGACAGUGCACACAAAGAAGAUUGUAGAUGAGGGCCUAGCUGGCGUUGGCGUUGUCAGCCACAUUUUAGUGUUCCAGAGAACCGGUUCCGAGGGAAUUCCAAUGAAGGCCGGCAGGGACUUCUGGUGGCACGAGGAGGUACGCAAGCAACGAGGCUAUCUUCCACCGGUUUCUGUGAAUGCAGAAGACCCGAUCUUCCUUCUCUACACCUCUGGGUCUACCGGAUCUCCUAAAGGAGUGGUCCACACCACUGGCGGGUAUUUGCUAGGCGCCGCUCUAACUACCAGGUAUGUAUUUGACAUCCAUCCUGAGGACGUACUUUUCACUGCAGGCGAUGUCGGCUGGAUUACUGGACACACCUAUGCGCUCUACGGUCCAUUAUGCCUAGGAACUGCUACUAUAAUAUUCGAGUCUACUCCGGCGUAUCCAGACUAUGGCAGAUAUUGGCGGAUUAUUCAGCGCCACAAGGCGACACACUUCUACGUUGCACCAACGGCCAUGCGGUUAAUCAAGACUGUUGGGGAGCAAGAAAUUUCAAAGUACGAUUUAUCCUCUUUGAGAGUUCUAGGGUCCGUCGGGGAACCGAUCGCUCCAGAUUUGUGGGAAUGGUACAAUGAAAAGGUGGGCAAUAACAACUGUGUUGUCUGCGAUACGAUGUGGCAAACUGAGUCUGGUUCACAUUUGAUUGCUCCUUUGGCUGGUGCAAUUCCAACAAAGCCGGGAUCUGCAACUGUCCCAUUCUUUGGUAUUAAUGCGUGUAUCAUUGAUCCUGUUACGGGUGAUGAAUUGGAGGGCAAUGACGUGGAAGGCGUGCUUGCGAUCAAGUCACCUUGGCCCUCGAUGGCGCGUUCAGUCUGGAAUAAUCAUGACCGCUACAUUGAAACGUACCUAAAACCCUACCCUGGCUACUACUUCACAGGUGAUGGAGCUGGAAGAGAUCAUGACGGAUAUUACUGGAUCAGAGGCAGAGUUGACGAUGUCGUAAACGUUUCGGGUCACCGUCUCUCUACUGCUGAAAUAGAGGCCGCGUUAUCGGAACACGAGGGUGUAUCGCAGGCCGCUGUCGUUGGUAUUGCGGAUGAGCUAACUGGACAAGCCGUUGUUGCUUUCGUGUCUUUAAAGGAAGGAUAUGGAAGAGGAUCUUCUACGGAUACGGACCCGGAGUCGAUCGCACCCGAUGUUGUUCCUUUAGACACUCUGCGCCGCGAGCUAGUGCUGCAAGUUAGAGCAGAAAUCGGUCCAUUUGCUGCGCCAAAAUCGGUUAUUGUCGUGGACGAUCUUCCCAAGACCAGAUCUGGCAAGAUCAUGAGAAGAACACUAAGAAAAAUAUCGGCAAAUGAGGCCGACCAGCUUGGUGACUUGUCUACGCUUGCGAACCCAGAGACAGUUCCCGCCAUUAUUGCUGCUGUAGGUGCCCAAUUUCUCAAGGGAAAGAAAUAA
Molecule: messenger RNA, 2064 nt
Organism: Eremothecium gossypii ATCC 10895
Lineage: Eukaryota; Fungi; Ascomycota; Saccharomycetes; Saccharomycetales; Saccharomycetaceae
Gene: ACS2
Product: acetate--CoA ligase ACS2
Exons: 1
Coding region: 1-2064 (687 amino acids)
Cellular component (GO): cytosol
Molecular function (GO): AMP binding; acetyl-CoA synthetase activity
Source: RefSeq, marked provisional